Cuscuta epithymum is the source of this 2521-nucleotide messenger RNA. NCBI's taxonomy places the organism in Eukaryota, Viridiplantae, Streptophyta, Magnoliopsida, Solanales, Convolvulaceae. The record is from the annotation of a GenBank genome assembly.
GUUAGAUACAAACGACUGGAGAUUGAGUGUACAUGUAAUGGUUCACGGGUGAGAACACAAGAAUAAACACACAUACGAAUUACAUAGUGAAAUCAGUCCAAAAUGGGUUCCCUAUACAAAAAUACACAAUUCACAUUCAAUGGGUUCAGAAUUUGCAUAGGUUUUUUCUGAAAAAUGGUAUUAGCCAUUUUGUUAAUAAAUUUUAGGCUAACUAAAUCAUCCGAUGUCAUAUUUCAAGUCAAUUACGACAAUUUUAUAACUAUUGAAUUCGACAUCGGAUGAUCUCAUUUAGAGUUGCAAUAGGUUCCCUAUGCAAAAAUACACAAUUCUCGUUCAAGACUCAAGUCCAAAAUAUGAAUAGAAAAAAACAUACACACUUUAAUCACCUAUGCAAAAAUACACAUACAAUAACUUCUAGCCAAGUACAUACACUAUACUUGCAUACGACACAAGUCCAUUUAGAGUAGUCAUUCAAUAUUCUCUUCCAACUGGAGUCUUAAACACAUCCCAGUUAACCGUAACAUACAAGACUUUUACAUAGAAGUCUCAAGUCCAAAAAAGAUACAAGUCUAAUUAAAAAAUACACCCAUUAUUACGGUCAAUAAAUUUGUCAUAAAACACAAUAAGUAGUCGGUCAUAUUUAUUACACUUGAGACUCGGUUUACGAAAUUAGUAAGCCACAAAAAACUCAAAUUAUUUUUGUUAUCCAAAUUGUAAGACUUGUAUUCAAAUUCACAAUCUGAAAAAACAUACAAGUUUUCAGUGUUUUGAGGUUUACAGCUUACUAAAUCAACCGAGUCACGAAAAUUGACUUAAAUUUUGAGUACGACAUCGAAUGAUCUCAUUUCGAGUUGCAAUGAGUUCCCUAUGCAAAAAUACACAAUUCUCGUGCAGGACUCAAGUCCAAAUUAUGAAUAGAAAACAACAUACAAGUCUUCAGUGUUUUUCAGGCUUACUAAAUCAACCGAGUCACGAAGAUUGACUUAAAAAACGAAUACGGCAUCAGAUGAUCUCAUUUCGAGUUGUAAUGGGUUCCCUAUGCAAAAAUACACAAUUCUCGUUCACGACUCAAUUCCAAAUUAUGAAUAGAAAAAAGCAUACAAGUCUUUCGUGUUUUUCAAAUUUACUAAAUCAACCGAGUCAUGAAUAUUGGCUUAAAAGUGAUGAAAUCAUAGAUAAAGCAAUUGCACCGGCUGCCACGGUCGAGGAGGUUAACAAGGAGGCUAUAGAGAUUACCAACGACAAUGGGCCGCACAACCCUGUUGUGGAGAGCUCUUCUGCCGAGCCUGCAACUGCUGUGAAAGAUGAGGCUGAGGAGAAGUUGAUUAUACCGGAGUCUACUGUGGCGGAAGAGACUGAAAGUGAGAGCUCAGGAUAUAGAUCGUUUGAGACCGACAAUGGAUCGGGGGAGGAGGACCUGAGCCAGACAGAUACUGCGGACUUUGAUGAAGUUUAUAUGGACGGUAAGGUUUUUAUGAUUAGGAAAGAGGAUAAUGUGAACAGAAAUAGAAUGAUAAGGAGAAUUCCAGGUUUAAGUUGGGAGGAAACAUUUGUUAAAAAGAAGAUUGCUCUUGCAAAUCUUUUUAAGGGUAGGACAAAUGGGAAGAAAAAGAAAAAAGGUUGGACUAGACCAUCCAAAGGGUGACCCUUUUUGGAAACUCUGAUUGGAAUUAGGGGAAAGAAGUGCUAUGAUUAAUGGGCUGGGAGUGUACUUAGCUGCUAGUUCGCUACUUAGCUGUAGUAGUUCGCAUGAGAGUUUUACUGGGAUGCUGCGUAUUCACUCGCAGCUGCUUGUUUUUUCCGUUCGCUGGGAAGCAAGUAUAAAUGGGGUGAUUUACCAAAAAGGGGGAAAAGGGGGUUGGGGUUGCCAAAAAACGGGGAUUUUUUAGGGUUUACCAAAAAGGGGGAGUCGGAACUGCGUGUUCCGACCAGGUUGUAGGGUUAAAAAAAAUUCUUCCCACUAGUCGGAUUAGGGAGUUCCGACUAGAUUUAAUUUUUUUUUUUUCGAAAUUUGUUUUUGAAUUUGAGUUUGUAAAAAAUAAAAAUGUUAGGGCUAAAUUAUAUCAAUUCCAAAUUUAAAAUUUCUUUUAGAUUCAUGACAUAUUUUUAACAUGAAAACUUAGCAUUAUUAUUUUUUUACUAAGAAAACAAUUGAUUGCUUUAAAUUGUUUUUUAAUCCAUUUGUAUUGUGAAUUUAGUUUUAAUUGCAAUUUGUAAUUUUAAGUGCAAUUUUGAUUUACUCCAUUCGUCUAAUUAGAUAAAAAUUUGAUUUUGUUUUAAGUGAAAUUUUUUUGUAAUUUUAAUGGAAGUGAACAAAACAAAUGUAGUUUUCAAUGUAAUUUAUUAAUGAAUAGACAGUACAUACAAUAUUAAAUUUAAUACUACAUCUAAUUUAGCGUGCUCCGCCCUGCUCUGUCCCCACCGCCAGUGUUCCAAGGCCCCGUUGUGUCUCCAUAGUAAAUAGACGAAUUCAAAUAAAAUUCAGAUAGAGUAGAAUAAAGAUUUAGUAGUUAUAAAAUUG